AAAUUAGUUAGUUUGGAUGAAAUGUUUCAUAAUACAUAAACCUAAUGCAUUCAAGCAAAGGGGAUAUGGUCUUUACUUAGCUCAGUAAGAGGCGGCGAACAGACCACACCUUAGCUCGAAAGCAGGGGAGGGAACGAUCUGCUUCCUUCCUUCCAUGGCCUUCAUCAACUCCAGAUUGCGCUUCUGCCGCGCUCUCACUCGCACUUCCAAGUUCUAUUCUUCUUCUUCAUCUUUAGUUUCAGAAGCUACUCUUCAACAAGACGUGAAUGAAACAACCCAAAGCACUUCCUUAUCUCCUGAAGAAACCGUCGUUGCUGAAAAAUUUCACUCUUUAAUCAAAGACCAUUACCGCAACAACCCUAACCUUAACGCCGUUCCACCCACCCCUCAUUUUACAAUCCCCGAUCUCUCCCUCGACUUUUCUCGACUCUCCGCCCACCAUCCACUUUCCCCCUCCAUCGCCCGCCGCGUGCUCGAGAAAUGCGGCGGUGUCCGCCACGGUAUCCCUUUCCUCCAAUCCCUCGCUUUCUUCAAUUGGGUCACCGCGUGCGAGAGUUUUCCUACUUCGCCGGAGCCCUAUGUCGAGAUGAUUGACCUCGCCGGUAAGCUCAGGCUCUUCGAUUUAGCCUGGCAUCUCAUCGAUUUGAUGAAAGCCCGAGGCAUCCAAAUAACCGUUGAGACAUUCUCUUUUCUCGUCCGGCGAUACGUGAGAGCAGGAUUGGCUGCGGAGGCCGUCCACACUUUUAACCGUAUGGAAGAUUACGGUUGCGCGCCCGACAAGAUUGCGUUUUCAAUUGUGAUUAGUAUUCUGUGCAAGAAGAGAAGGGCAAGCGAAGCUCAGUCCUUUUUCGAUAGCCUGAAGCACAGAUUUGAGCCCGAUGUCAUAGUGUACACCAACCUGGUUCGUGGUUGGUGCCGAGCGGGUAAUAUUUCCGAGGCCGAGCGUGUGUUUGGGGAGAUGAAGAUGGCUGGAAUCAAACCCAAUGUUUAUACUUACAGCAUUGUGAUCGACUCACUAUGUCGGUGUGGGCAAAUCACUCGGGCGCAUGAUGUUUUCUCUGAGAUGAUAGAUGUGGGCUGUGAUCCUAAUUCCAUUACUUUCAACAACCUGAUGCGUGUUCACGUCAAAGCUGGAAGAACUGAGAAGGUAUUGCAAGUUUAUAAUCAGAUGAAGAGACUCGGGUGUCCCGCUGAUACGAUCACCUAUAAUUUCCUAAUAGAGACCCAUUGUAAAGAUGAUAAUCUUGAGGAAGCUAUUAAGGUUUUCAAUUCAAUGGUUAAGAAAGAGUGUGCUCCUAAUGCAUCUACUUUCAAUCUCUUAUUCAGAUGCAUAGCUAAGUUACAUGAUAUAAACGGUGCUCAUAGGUUGUAUGCUAAAAUGAAUGCACUCAAGUGUCAGCCUAAUACCCUGACUUACAAUAUAUUGAUGGGCAUGCUCGCUCAUGCGAGAUCAACUGAUAUGGUCCUCAAAAUGAAGAAGGAAAUGGACGAGAAUGAGGUUGAGCCUAAUGUGAAUACUUACAGGAUUUUGAUCACAAUGUAUUGCGGAAUGGGACACUGGAACAAAGCGUACAAGUUGCUGAGAGAGAUGGUUGAAGAGAAAUGCAUUAAACCGAAUCAGGGGGUUUAUGAGAUGGUUCUGAGCGAGCUAAGGAAGGCAGGACAGUUAAAGAAGCAUGAGGAGUUGGUGGAUAAAAUGGUUGACAGGGGAUUUGUCUCUCGUUCCAUAUAGAUAGAAGUACCAUUGAUGACUGCAAGAACCCUACUUACAAUGACUGACAAAUCUGGGUGUAAUUUGCAUGUUGCCAUGAAUGAUUUGUUAUAGCCUUUUCAA
Molecule: messenger RNA, 1834 nt
Organism: Prosopis cineraria
Lineage: Eukaryota; Viridiplantae; Streptophyta; Magnoliopsida; Fabales; Fabaceae
Product: pentatricopeptide repeat-containing protein At1g20300, mitochondrial
Exons: 1
Coding region: 155-1732 (525 amino acids)
Molecular function (GO): protein binding
Source: RefSeq, a predicted model, not a curated record